AUGCGGCCUCAAUCCCCGCUCUCUGCGGACCUGCCCCCGCUGAUCAUGGGCACUGCGACAUUCAAUUCGCAAUACAAUGCUGAUCCGUUCGCUCUUCCCACGACCGAACUCGUCCAGCGCGCUCUGUCGCGGGGAAUCCGAGCUUUCGACACAUCGCCCUACUAUGGUCCCGCCGAGGAACUCCUUGGCCGCGCCUUAGCCACCGAGUUUGUGCAGACCAACUUCCCUCGAGAUUCGUACCGCCUCCUGACCAAGGUCGGCCGGGUCUCGGGCGCGUCGUUUGACUACUCCCCCGCCUGGGUGCGACAUAGUGUCCGUCGCAGUUUGCGCCGUCUGCAUACAGAGUAUCUAGAUGUCGUGUACUGUCACGACGUGGAAUUUGUCUCUCCAGCCGAGGUUCUGGCUGCCGUGACCGAGCUGCGCCGCCUGCGUGACGAAGAAGGUCUGCUGCGCUAUGUCGGAAUCUCCGGAUACCCAGUCGAUGUGCUCAGCUCGUUAUCGGAAAUGAUUCUCAGGGCAACAGGCGAGCCUCUCGAUAUCGUCAUGUCCUACGCCAACUACACCCUGCAAAAUACUCGGCUUCGUUCGCUCGCCUUGCCCCGACUACUCGCGGCCGGCGUUGACGUGGUCCCCAAUGCGUCCCCGCUGGGCAUGGGACUUCUUCGCCGAGACGGUGUGCCCAUCGGAUCAAUGGGUGAUUUCCAUCCCGCGCCAGAUGCGCUGCGAACGGUGAUCCGCUCCGCCGCAGAAUGUACCGCGCAGAGUGGCGAGAAGUUGGAAGUGGUGGCUAUCCGGUUCGCGCUCGAAUCGUGGCUGCGUGCAGGUGCAAAGGCCGGUGCGCUUGGUGCGCCGCUAGCUCGUUCGACGGAUGCCGAUCCGGGCUUUUUGUCCGUGGCGAACCUCGGCACAGGCAGGAGACUCGGUGUCAGCGUCAUGGGCGUGAGCAACAUUGACGAAUUGGAUGAAACUCUCCGCGUCUGGCACAGUAUCCUCGACGGACUCGAGAGCUCGGUCGAAGGAGAUGAAGACGUUGAAGACGACGAUGACUCCAACCUUGACCUUGAAAAGCAACUUCUCUCCCUGAAAAAGUCCCCCCUCUCUCCAUCCUCGUCAUCACCAACUCUCCAGACCGGCGCCGUUCCAUCCCAAUCCCAAGCCCCCGCCAUCCUCACCCCCUCAGAAGGUCUGAUCACAGACCGCGCCUGGUCACACACGCGCCGGGCCAAAAUCCUCCAACUAGCCAAGGAGGUGCGCGACGUCCUAGGCCCAGAGUGGGUGGAUUACGUCUGGGCCAGCCCGCCGCCCAAUUUCCAGAAUACGCUGUCCGAUGACCAUAUUGCCGCCAGGCGGGCGAUGGAAGCCGAAGAAAAGGAAAGUACAAUGGCGCUGCCGUCUCCGGCGGCUUCGGAUCAUGAUGAGUCUAUGUUGACGCCGCCGCUGGAUGCAGAGGCGCAGUUGAUUUGA
Molecule: messenger RNA, 1464 nt
Organism: Penicillium diatomitis
Lineage: Eukaryota; Fungi; Ascomycota; Eurotiomycetes; Eurotiales; Aspergillaceae
Product: D-arabinose 1-dehydrogenase (NAD(P)(+)) ARA2
Exons: 1
Coding region: 1-1464 (487 amino acids)
Biological process (GO): dehydro-D-arabinono-1,4-lactone biosynthetic process
Cellular component (GO): cytosol
Molecular function (GO): D-arabinose 1-dehydrogenase [NAD(P)+] activity
Source: RefSeq, a predicted model, not a curated record